This is a messenger RNA of Exophiala viscosa, 2358 nucleotides long. RefSeq lists its product as uncharacterized. The transcript has 2 exons. Bases 148 to 1914 code for a protein of 588 amino acids. The record is from RefSeq and is a predicted model, not a curated record. Lineage: Eukaryota; Fungi; Ascomycota; Eurotiomycetes; Chaetothyriales; Herpotrichiellaceae.
CUAAUUCAGUCACGUGAAAGGAUUGCACCUCCUGCGAAGCAGUUUCUGCAUCUUUUGGACAAUCUGCGUGGCUUUACAAAGACUCCGUCACAUCAACAUCCACAAAGCGCGUUUCUGUGUACGGUCGAGCAACACGGCGAAGCCAUCAUGGUAUGUAUUUACUUUCAUGCAAUCGUGCAGUUUAGAGAUGAGUAUUCUAACCAGCAUCAGGUUUACAGCUGGGAUCCGCACAAAGAUGUCUGCUACAAACUCUACAUCGAAGAGCGCAAGUCCCUUGAGGAUAUCAUGCUGUACAUGCGUGAUAACCACAACUUCGCGCCUUCGAAACGAGCCUUCCAGACUCAAUUCAAGCGAUGGGAUUUCCCCUCGAAACGCAAACCUGCCCAUCGUAACGAGGAUCUUGUCGAACGCGUGAGAGAAUUAUGGGAAGCCAACUACAGUCAACGCAAUAUGCUUGCAGUGCUUCAUGAGGAGGGUCAUGACAUCAAGGAACGUGAGCUCAUGAGAUUACGCGCCAAACAUCGAUGGUUGAUGCGAAUCCCAAAUGGUACCAAGCAGACUCCUGCCGACGAAGAUGAAGCUUCACUCGAGGCGCAGUUGAUCGCAGCAACCCAGGACGAGUCCACUCUCGACGAAUCCGUUCAGCUCACUCAGUCCGGUCAACCAGAUCGAUCGGUCGUCCCGGAUGAUCCACCCGAGGAUUUCGUGCAGCAGCAAAAGGAGAGACUCGAACAGCUCAAGACAGUCAGCGAUGACAGAUUGAAACACAAGAAGCGUCGUCGAAGAACCAAAGGUUAUGCUGGGCUUCCUGCCGAUCCGCCUGGCCCUCCUCGAUUCCCCUCAGAGACAACACUUGAGGAAAGCAGAGACAUAUUGGAGUUGAAUGUCAAACAGUACAAGGCGAUCCGUGAUCAAUUCCAGACCAUUUGUGAAGAAGAGCAGAUCCUUCAGAAGACCGUCGCAGGAGCCGAAAAGUGGCAGGCUGUCAAAAAUCGACUUGUAUCUGAGAACAUUCUCCUGCAAGAUGUAUUCUCCAAGGAUACCGGCGAUGCGGAGGCAACUCAGAAGAAAGACCUUGCUCUCGAUGUGAUUUGUACUGAUGUGACCAAGCGUCUUCGGACAAUGGGACGACGUCUGACCAUUCUGGAGUCGAAAAACGUCCUAGCGAUCAACCCCGAACAGGGCCGACAAAUUCGUGGUCGCUUUUACGACAUCCUCAUGUCCACACAUUACACCAGCAAGAUCGAGAUGGGUCCCGAAAAGUGGCAAGAACUCAAGGAUGGCUUGAUCGCCAGUACACCACUUUUGCAGCAAAUCCUGGCUCCAGGCGAAGAUGAUCCAAUGCACGAAAAGAAGAAAUCUGCUUUGGAACUGAUCUGCCGGGAUGUCAUGAAACGUGUACGGGAUGACCGAGCGAAGAAGAAGGGAACAUUCCGGAAGAAUGCACCCCAGACUCCAACUCAAACGGCAGACCAUGUUGACGAACCCACUUUCGAUGGUGCCUAUGCUCCCUCUCUGCCUGCCAACCCCUUCAGUGAGAUUGCAGCCGCGGCGCAAAAUGCAGAUCUGUCAGACCUUCAAAUCGACCCGCACCUGCUGCAAGUCGCUGAUGAUAUGGGCUCUCCACAAGUUUCGACCAUGACGCCAGUGUACAUUCGUCCAUCCCCGGGGUCGACACUGUACAACAAUACUAAGAUGUGGUUGGGAUCAUUGUCGAGUCGAACUGUACAAGAGCUUCAUGCAAUGCUUGCGAAUAAGUAUCCGAACGCAAAGCCGGCUCGUAUCGAGGGAAUCGCAAAAGACGCCAGUGGCGAGAUCCCAUUUGUGAUUGAUGAAGAUGAGGAACUCGACGCAUACCUUGAUCAUGUUCAUGGGCGAAAGGCCACAUUCGUUGUCUUGCUCACCAAAGCGUGAUCAUUGAUGGUUGUGAUGUGUUCCACCCGGGCGCGGACGAUAUUUCUGCAGUGCAUUGAGAUGUCGACCACUGGACGAUCGUGGGUCGGACGUGUUGCACUAUGCACUUUGCGUGCAGUCUUGCUUGAGCUAUCCUGGGGCUGAAAUGAUCGACUAAUUCUUUAGUCUUCGACUGUUGCAGAUUAGGGGCUUUUAUUGUGGAGCUGGAGACGGGAUUCCAUGGUCACACAUCCACAGACCUUUGGUUCAUGCGAUUCACCAGCUAGGACGGACGUUAUCGCUCGAAAAUGAGCUUGAUUCGUUCACAAAAUGGAUCGCACUAUUCAUCAUUCAUUCAACCUCCUCGGAGCAUUCUUUUCACGCACGUUCUCCCCACAGCUAGUUGAUAUAAGACUACAAGCACCUUCUCGGUACCAUUUCCAGCCAUCUUUCGGUGAUUAUCUU